Molecule: messenger RNA, 873 nt
Organism: Aspergillus terreus NIH2624
Lineage: Eukaryota; Fungi; Ascomycota; Eurotiomycetes; Eurotiales; Aspergillaceae
Product: Smr domain-containing protein
Exons: 5
Coding region: 1-873 (290 amino acids)
Source: RefSeq, a predicted model, not a curated record
AUGCCGCACGCUAUGUUGUUUUGUCCGCUCUCCUGGACCCGUUCCUUUCACUCUUUACCACUCUUUAUCAGGCGGUUUGAAUACUCAUUUAUACAAGCGCCCGUCAAUACCCAACCGACCGCAUUCCUGCGCUCGCGCACUUUCCACCGACUGACUCCAUCCCCAUCGGGGAAUCCAGCCUUCAACCACGAGCAAAGCAACGACGCUGAAGCGGAAUACGAUCGUUUACGCGACCUCGCCCGCCAGGAGGCUUCCAAGCGCAAUUCAUGCUUUCAACGGUCGCAAGAGGCGUAUACCAGCGGCGAUGGCGCAAGGGCCAAGGAACUCUCGGAACAGGGCAAAGCCCACGGCCGCAAGAUGGACGAAUACAACAAGCAAGCAUCGGAGUUCAUCUUUCGCGAAAACAAUGCCAAUGGCCGAGUCGCGGCCGACACCAUUGAUCUCCACGGCCAGUUCGUUGAGGAGGCCGAGGAGAUCCUCGAAGAGCGCAUUAAAUACGCCAAAGCCCACGGCCAGACACACCUCCAUGUGAUCGUGGGCAAGGGCAACCAUUCCGCCCACCAUGUUCAGAAGAUCAAGCCGCGCGUCGAGCAGGUGUGCCGGGAACUCGGUCUGCAGUACACGACGGAGGAAAACGCCGGCCGCAUCUAUGUCAAUCUGACGGGCGGUCCGGCCGAUCUGGCUGCGGCCGGUGGCAGCAGCGGUGGUCAUCACACCCCGUCCCACCACCAGUAUCCUGGGCAGCAGUCGCACCCGCAGCACCAACAACAUCACCAGCAGCAGCAACAGCAGGACCCGGUCGAGCAGGUGGUCAAUGCGGUUCUGCCUCGUGUCAUGCGCAAGCUGGAGAAGGCUUGCUGUGUGGUGAUGUAG